Molecule: messenger RNA, 669 nt
Organism: Aureobasidium melanogenum CBS 110374
Lineage: Eukaryota; Fungi; Ascomycota; Dothideomycetes; Dothideales; Saccotheciaceae
Exons: 2
Coding region: 1-669 (222 amino acids)
Source: RefSeq, a predicted model, not a curated record
AUGAAGGCCACCACUGUUGCUUUGGCCACCAUGGCCGCAGUCGCCUCUGCUGCACCUACUGCUCAGCCCGCUGCUGCUCCUGAACCCGCUUUCUCCUCAUGGGGCAAGAAAUACAACCCUCACCUCUGGAACGGCUGGGGCGAUGCUCCUGGUCAAGUCUACCGCCGCGAGGCUGAGGCUGACCCAGCAUUCUCGUCUUGGGGAAAGAAGUACAACCCACACCUCUGGAACGGUUGGGGCGAUGCUCCUGGCCAGGUCUACCGUCGUGAGGCCGAGGCCGAUCCUGCCUUCUCUUCCUGGGGCAAGAAGUACAACCCUCACCUGUGGAACGGCUGGGGCGAUGCUCCUGGUCAAAAGUACAACCCUCACCUGUGGAACGGCUGGGGCGAUGCUCCUGGUCAAGUCUACCGCCGUGAAGCUGAACCCGCUUUCUCCUCCUGGGGCAAGAAGUACAACCCUCACCUCUGGAACGGCUGGGGUGACGCACCUGGUCAGGUAUACCGCCGCGAGGCCGAGGCUGACCCUGCCUUCUCGUCUUGGGGCAAGAAAUACAACCCCCACCUCUGGAACGGUUGGGGAGACGCUCCUGGACAGGUUUACCGCCGCGAGCCCGAGACCACCACCACUGAGGCUGCUGCAACUGAGACUGAGGCUGCUGAGGCCAAGUAA